UAACUCCAUCCUCAUGGUUGUCCACCAAACACGAGCUAUUAUACUCGCUGGUUCUGAGAAAUUUACUCAAAUUCUUUUCAGAAGCUCGCAAAUUGAAUUAGUAUCGGGCCUUGAUCUGUGAGGAUUCAGGUGAUGGUGCACCGCUUAGAAUUCCGGCAUCUCCAUGUCGACGGUGUUCAUCAUCAUCUUGUAAAGAAAGUUCCCCUCUCCCUUAUUCAUCGUCACUGAUUUCUCCCCUCGGACGCCCUCUUCCCCACUCCCACUCGUUGUUCUUCUCUUCCCCGCAAUUUCCCGGGCCGACGGCGACGGGGCCGGGGGCGGGGCGCAUAAAGCAAAGGGCAACUGCCUACUGGCACUGGAUUAGCGUCGAUUAAUUCCUCUUUUGUUCUUGGUUCGUCUACUUCCGCGCGCAAGAUCGGUCCGAGGCGCGGCGGCUAAUCCCGUCGGAAAAUCGAGGGUCCAACUGAAGCCGAUAUGCCCAACGUCAAGUCCGCCGCUGGUGCCGGUGCCAUCCCUGCCGGAUCCUCCGUCGGCGACGGCGAGGUGGAGGCAGGGUUCGCCAAGCUGCAGGGUGAGGAUUUCGAGUACUACAUGCAGACCUACUCCAUCAUGCUGGGCCGCAACAGCAAGAAAUCCACGGUGGAUGUGGAUCUCUCCAGCCUUGGUGGGGGGAUGAACAUCUCGCGCCACCACGCGCGGAUAUUCUACGACUUCCAGCGCCGCCGCUUCGCGCUGGAUGUCAUCGGCAAGAACGGCUGCCUGGUUGAGGGUGUCCUGCACCUCCCUGGGAACCCUCCUGUUAAGCUUGACUCGCAGGACCUCCUUCAGAUUGGAGACAAGAAGUUUUAUUUCCUCUUGCCCACGAGGUCUAUCUUUGCCUCGUUCGCUGCUCGGCAAGCCCCUGUUAUUCCUCCGCAGAUCCCGCCGCUAGCUUAUGCGCGGCCAGGGCACCCUCGUGUGUCCGAUUUCCAUGACCGCUUCUCUGAAGGUGAUUAUGGCCGGGACAGUGAUGACAUUGGGAAUGGUGUUGGGGAAGGUGGAAUGAAGGGCAAGCUGAAGAGAACCAAGAAGUCUCCCGGAGAUUUGGACAUCUAUGGUGGGCACAGAAUCAAUGUUGAAGCAAUAGGAACAUUGGGUGAAGACAACAGAUCAGAAAUAAGAUCAAGGGGUGACAAGGAUGUGGACAACCAGCACCUUCAAACGGAAGAGAAGGAAGUCGUGUCAUCUGUUGCGACUGUGUUAUCUGACCUCUGUGGCCCCGGAGAAUGGAUGCCUAUGAAAACACUCCAUACAGAGCUUAUGGACCAGUUUGGCAAUGUGUGGCACCACAGCAGGGUGCGGAAGUACCUGACGGCGGAUGACUGGUCGGUGAUAGAAGCCAAGGGGAGGCCAUGGUACGGGCUGCUGGGGCUGCUCAGGAAGUACCCGGAGCACUUCGUCAUCAACACGAAAUCCAAGGGCAGGGCGAUCUCGGAGUUCGUCUCGCUGGUUUCCUUGCUCUCCUGACCAGCGAGGUGAGGCUGUCCCCAAAGCUUUGCUUGGGUUUUGUUCUGCAUCCUUGCCGUCGCCGUCAGUCGGUCGGUUCGUUCAUGUCUGGAAGGUCGAGUGGCGUCCUGAUUUGCCUCUGCAGUUUUGCAUCAGUUAAAUGAACUUUGCUGUAAUGUACUGUACACCUGGCUGGUUUCCUCCGUGUUUUUUACCUGUAGCUCUGUAGUGUGGAGAAUGUUAUGCGGAAACAGGACUUAUAAGUAGUUUGCAGUUCGCUCCUCUUCA
This is a messenger RNA of Triticum urartu, 1773 nucleotides long. Its product is annotated as FHA domain-containing protein FHA2. Gene Ontology annotation, molecular function: sequence-specific DNA binding; protein binding. The record is from RefSeq and is a predicted model, not a curated record. Gene Ontology annotation, biological process: regulation of ribosomal protein gene transcription by RNA polymerase II. Lineage: Eukaryota; Viridiplantae; Streptophyta; Magnoliopsida; Poales; Poaceae. Gene Ontology annotation, cellular component: nucleus.